Messenger RNA from Trematomus bernacchii (emerald rockcod), 4722 nucleotides. RefSeq names its product DENN domain-containing protein 4B-like. Gene Ontology annotation, biological process: regulation of Rab protein signal transduction. The record is from RefSeq and is a predicted model, not a curated record. Lineage: Eukaryota; Metazoa; Chordata; Actinopteri; Perciformes; Nototheniidae. Gene Ontology annotation, molecular function: protein binding. Gene Ontology annotation, cellular component: cytoplasmic vesicle.
UUCCGAGCAGAAGCAAACAUGGACGUCACAUGUGAGAGAAUGACCUAAACAUGAUCCUGCUUUCUGAGGGGAAAACCAGCCGAGACAACAAGUGGAGCGCAGAGCGGCGGCAUGACGGAGGAGAAAUGUCCGCAGCUGGUGGACUACUUUGUGGUGGCGGGUCUGGACCCUGGGGGGGCUUGGAAGCCGCUGGACGAGGACGGGAAGACCUCCUCUUCCUCCUCCUCCUCCACCUCCUCCUCCUCUUCCUCGGGCCGGGCGGUGGAGUCGGUGACGGACCUGGCGGUGAUCGCGCGGGGUCUCGGGGAGGAGGUGCCGGAGGGCUUCACCUGCAUUGAGAGGACUCUGGGAGGACACAGCGCGGAGCUGAGCGCCGGCAUCAUCAACAACCCUCACCUGUACCUGUGCUACCGGCGGGGGCGGGACAAGCCCCCCAUCCUCGACCUCGGGGUGCUGUAUGAGGGGAAGGAGCAGCUGAAGCCGGGCUGGUUCGUGAUCGAGACGACGCCCUACAGCCGCUCUGCGUCCCUGAGCUCGGGGGGGGGCCCCGCGGCGCACCGGGUGUUCCUGAUGUACCGCCGGGCGCUGGACUCUCAGGGCCUCCACACGCUGGGCGUCACCGACAUCGCCCUGCUGCUGCCCGGCAAGGCAGAGGUCGCCCCGCACACCUUCUGCCGCGUGGACAAGAACCUCAACACCGGCAUGUGGGGUCCGGCUCUCUACGUGUGCUACAAGCGAGCCGUGGCCAAAGCCAACGCCCUGCUGUACGAAGCCAGUCUGCUCAGCCGGUACCCUCAGGAGGACCUCGAGGCGUUCCCUCUCCCUGAGUCGGUGCCGGUGUUCUGUCUGCCGAUGGGCGUCACCGUGGAGAGCUGGCCUCUCAACACCAAGUACCAGCUGCCCGUGUUCUCCACCUUCGUGCUCACCUCCGCCUGCGGGGACAAGGUGUACGGCGCAGCGAUCCAGUUCUACGAGUCGUUCUCCCGCGACCUGCUGUCGGAGCGGCAGAGCGUUCGCCUCGGACUGCUGAGCGUCGUCGACCGUCGGCCAAUCAGCAGCCGCAGCCUGCAGGUGAAGAAGAGCAUCUGCGUCCUCUCACACUGGCCCUUCUUCACCGUCUUCCAGAAGUUUCUCACCUUCGUCUACAGAUACUCCAUCUCCGGACCCCACGUGCUGCCGCUCGAGAAACACAUCUCCAGCUUCAUGCACAACGUCCCGUUCCCUUCCCCGCAGCGGCCUCGCAUCCUCGUUCAGCUGUCUCCCUAUGAUAACCUGGUUCUCUGCCAGCCCGUCUCCUCUCCGAUACCCCUCAGUGGGGCGAGUUUCCUGAAGCUGCUGCAGAACCUCGGUCCGGAGAACGCCUGCACUCUGCUGCUGGCCGUCCUCACCGAACACAAGCUGCUGCUGCACUCUCUGAGGCCUGACGUGCUCACCUCCGUCAGCGAGGCCCUUGUCUCCAUGAGCUUCCCGCUGCGCUGGAUCUGUCCCUACAUCCCUCUCUGCCCGCUGCAGAUGGCGGCCGUGCUGCUGGCUCCGAUGCCCUUCAUCGUGGGCGUCCACUCCAGCUACUUCGACCUGGAGGACCCCCCCACCGACGUGGUGUGUGUGGACCUGGACACCAACACCAUCUUCCAGUCAGACGACAAGAAGCCGCUGUCAUGGCGAUCUUUACCCAGAAAACCCGGCAAGACGCUGUUCAACACGCUGACCAACCUGCACAAGACGCUGGAGCAGAUCUGCACCCCCGGCCAGGAGGAGGCCACGCUGGAGUUCCUGCUGACGGACUACGAUCAGAUCUACCGCAGCCAGAAGCAGCUGGAGCUGGAGAUCCAGGAGGCCUUCCUGCGCUUCAUGAGCGUCCUGCUGAGAGGGUACCGCUCCUUCCUGCUGCCCAUCACCCAGGCCCCGUCUGACACCACCACCGACUGCAGCUCGCUCUUCAACCUGCAGGGCUUCCUGAAGUCUCGGGACCGAACGCAGCAGAAGAUCUACGGCCAGCUGACGAGGACCCAGAUGUUCACGCAGUUCGUCGAGGAGUGCUCCUUCGUCAGCGACCGCCACGCCUGCCUCGAGUUCUUCGACGAGUGCGUCCAAAAGACGGACGUGGAGAAACCGGAGGAGGUGCGUCUCAUCGACCUGGACGAGUCUCACGGAGGAGAACACACCGUCUUCAUCAUGCCUCCGGAGGAACCGCAGGAACCGGACGGCUCCGAGUGCCCCGCCCUCUACAGUUACGAGACGUUCCCCUCUCUGAGGCCCGAGCUCUUCGAGCGGCCCCAGGAUCAGAUCAGGGUCCCCUUAAAGGGCAGCGCCCCCAGCAGCCCGGCCCCCCGCCGCACCAAACAGGAGAUAAAGCUGGCUCAGAAGCGUGCUCAGAAGUACUCGUCGGUGCCGGACAUGUGGUCCAAGUGUCUGCUGGGCCACUGCUACGGCCUGUGGUUCAUCUACCUGCCCACCUUCGUCAGGGCCGAGAGCAACAAGGUGCGCUCGCUGCACAUCGCCUACGACGUGCUCAAACACAUGGAGAACCGCAAGGUGGUGCUGCCGGACGAGGUGUGUUACAGGAUCCUGAUGCAGCUGUGUGGUCAGUACGGUCAGCCGGUGCUCGCUGUGCGCGUCCUGCUGGAGAUGAAGAAGGCGGGCAUCACUCCCAACACCAUCACCUACGGAUACUACAACAAGGCGGUGCUGGAGAGCAAGUGGCCGUCGACCAAUCAGGGAGGCCGCCUGCGCUGGGCUAAGCUGAGGAACGUCCUAUUGGCUGUGGCUCAGUUCAGGGAGCCAAUCAGAUGCCGGCAGAAGAACGGAUCAGUGGGGUCACAUGGAGUUGAGGUGAUGUCCCGCCCCCACUCGACUCUGAUUCGUCAGUCGAGUUGGAGCGGUUUGUCUGAAAGCUCGAGUCACGAGUCUCUGACGGGGGGGCUGGUGAAGAGCAGCAGCCUGGGCAGCAUGAAGACCCCCGCCGACACAGUGAAGCUCUGCAGGAAGACCCUCCUUCGUAACACGGGGUCAAACGGGGGGGACGCCGUCUCCAGAAAACCCCCGCUGGGCCGCAGGGACGCCUCCACCCCCCCACUGGGCCGCAAGGACCCCUCCACCCCCCCGCCGGCGCCCCCUGGUGUAGCUCUGGUGCCGCGCAGCCAGGUCUGCCUCUCCACCUUCUACAAGGAGUGUUCGGAGGCAGAGGACCCCCAGCAGGAGAGGGGGGGCCGACCUGUGUCGACGCGAGACUCCGGCAGGAACAAAGACGAGAACUACAACAACGUUUCCUCGCCCAGCAGGGGGGGGCUGGCAGGGAAACUACAGCAGCUCCUCACGCCCACCAGACACCGAGGAGCACGACGCGCCGCCAGCGUGGACGAGAGGAGAGGAAGAGGAGGAGGAGGGGGAGGGGGAGUCGUGCGCAGGGUCUCUGAGCAGAGGACGUCCAGGAAAUCUCAAGUAGCAGAAACUCUGCUGAGAGCCAAAGAGAGGCUGGUCAGCGCCACAUCAGAGAGUUCCUUGUCAGUAGGGAGCGACGUGGACCUGACGGAGACGCCCAGCCCGGCGUUCCCUCUGCGUCGGUCCUGGGACGCCAACCAGGAGGCGAUCGGACUCGAGGUGUUGAUAUCCAGCUGCUCUCUGUGUCGCAGCUGUAACUCGUUGGUUUACGACGAGGAGAUCAUGGCCGGCUGGACGUCGGACGACUCGAACCUGAACUCGUCGUGUCCGUUCUGCGGCGCCUCCUUCGUCCCCUUCCUGAACGCCGAGAUCUGCGACCUGGGGCCCGUCGGCAGUGCGGAGCGUGGCAACUGGAACGUGGAGGAGGAGGAGGUGGAGAGCGCGGCGCGGCCCCCCAGUGGUCAGGAGGCGUUGCUGCGGCCCCCCAGUGGUCAGGAGGCGUCGCUGCGGCCGCAGUGUAACGGAGUGAGCGAAGACUCCAGCUCGGAGACCAGCAGCUACUCGGAGAACAGCAGGACCACCACGGGCUCGUGGACAGGUGCCCCCCCCCUGGUGACGGUGGCGUACCUGAGCCCUCUGGUCCUGAGGAAGGAGCUGGAGAGUCUUCUGGAGAACGAGGGCGAGGCGGUGCUGGCGCAGCUGCAGUUCCUGGACAACCACUCCAUCAUCUUCUGGAACCUUCUGUGGUACUUCCAGCGCCUCGGGCUGCCCAGCAACCUGCUGCAGCUGGUGAGGGCCUCGCCACUGGUCAGCUCCUUCACUCAGUCUGAGAGCUCAGCGGUGAGGGUGAGGCUGCUGUGGGACACGCUGACCCCCGACACCGACCUGUGGCCCCCCCUCUACAUCCUCUGGAGGAUCCACAGCGGGGUCCAGAUGAGGAGCCACGGCUGGCGGAGGCACUCCCACCCCUUCACCCUCUCCUUCCUGGAGGAGGUGCUGCGCUGGGUCGGGAUGAACGAGGUGCACAAAGCCAUCACACUCUUCCUGGAGACCAUCGCCAAGCAGCCGGGGGGGGGCUGCACCCAGAGGAGUCUGUACAGAGAGUUCCUCUUCCUCACGAUGGCAGCUAUGGGCAAAGACCACGUCGCUGCGUUCGAUAAGAAGUACAAGGCGGCGUACUCUCGCCUCGCCGGCUCUCUGGGUCGAGACGAGCUGCGGAGGAAACGAGCGCAGCCGCUCAGCCCCAAAGCAGUCGACUGCAGGCGCAGCUUCCACCCCCCCCUGGAGUGCUGAAGACCCAGGACCCCCCCCCCCCCCCCCCCUGGAGUGCUGAAGACCCAG